Molecule: messenger RNA, 454 nt
Organism: Rattus rattus (black rat)
Lineage: Eukaryota; Metazoa; Chordata; Mammalia; Rodentia; Muridae
Gene: Smim22
Product: small integral membrane protein 22
Exons: 4
Coding region: 120-392 (90 amino acids)
Biological process (GO): regulation of cell population proliferation
Source: RefSeq, a predicted model, not a curated record
UCCGGAAGCAGGAAGCAGUGUGAGUUCCCAGGACCUACCUGGCUUCGGGGAGAGGGUGCCACUAGAGGCAGGUGGGGGCACUAGAAGCAGCCUUGCUAGGGAGAGAGGAGGUAGCUGAGAUGGGACUUUCUGCUGAUGAACUGAAGCAGGGGCUCGAGGCCACCGCGGAGGAAGUACUGGGAAGGCUGAGGAGCCAGCAGCUGUUCCAGUCUGAAUGGGACAUCGCUGCCUUCGUGGUCUUUCUCACAUUCGUGGGCACUGUGGUGUUGUUGCUGUUCCUGGUUGUUGUUCACUGCUGCUGUUGCUGCUGUUGCACCUCCCCCAGGCCCCGGAAGGUGAGCCCCGGGAAGGAAAAGCCCAAGGGUGUGGAUAACCUGGCCCUGGAACCUUAACGCUAGCUUGCCCUUGGCAUGGGUCCUGCUGGAUGACAGUAACAGAGUCAAUGUUUGCCAAA